Molecule: messenger RNA, 5662 nt
Organism: Exophiala viscosa
Lineage: Eukaryota; Fungi; Ascomycota; Eurotiomycetes; Chaetothyriales; Herpotrichiellaceae
Product: ABC bile acid transporter
Exons: 2
Coding region: 179-5230 (1683 amino acids)
Biological process (GO): transmembrane transport
Cellular component (GO): fungal-type vacuole membrane
Molecular function (GO): ATP hydrolysis activity; ABC-type transporter activity; ATP binding
Source: RefSeq, a predicted model, not a curated record
AAACGACCGAGCGCCUUCCAAGACACCGUCGUUGCUGCCAUGUGGGCUUUACUGGUGGUUUACUGUCUUUGACCUUUUUUCUGUACAUCUGCACCUUGCACAUAUUUCACCGCGUCUCUAUUGCUUUUAUCGAGAUGGUUGGGUUGUUCCCCGCAUCAACGCAAGAGAGGUCAUUGUUAUGAAGAUGUUUGCGCAGUGCAAGCCACCGAUAUGGCGUACCGAUGAUCUGAGCCUUUGCUUCCAAGCAGACUACCUUGAGACAUUGUUCCCCUUAUUGGCAUGCGCCAUUUCAUUUCUACUCCUCCUAUCGCAAUUAAUCCUGCAAAGAGUACAAAAGCAAUCGCGGAAACGUCACUCAAUUCUGGUCGAUAUCAGCGACGAGGACGAAACCUCGAUCGACGCAGACGAAGAUGAUGAUGACAGCCUAGCUAGGCUGACACUGCAAAAGACAUACAGUCAUGGCCACCAUGGAACGAAAGACGUGGAUAGACCUACUGGAGAAGUCUUCCUGGUCACAAUCGAAUUCCUGUUGGUGCUGGGUCAACUGGUGCUCAACAUCGUCAAUACACUCGAUACAUCAAAUCGCAGGAGAAGGGCAUCUAUAGCAGAGACCACCGUGUCUGCAUAUCUUUCCAUACUUGCGGGGUCUCGACUGCUUGCUACAACCACAACAUGGGCGAUCCCCGUCAAGCACCUCUGGGAUCACAGCGCCCUGCUUUACGCAACACAAUGGCUUACUCUGGUCUGGGUUUUCCGAUCUGUUCUCGUUCACCCGGUUGACCGUCUGCUGCAAAUCACGACAAUAAUCUCCUUCGUCAUUACAAGCAUCCUUGUCCUGAUUACACUGUGCUCUCGAAAAGGGAACCGGGGCGUGCUCCUGGAAUAUGAAGGCGACAUCGAGCCAUCUCGGGAGCCGUUGGCUAGUAUCCUCUCGCAUGCCACCUUCACCUGGGUCGAUCCAAUAGUCUGGAGGGGUUACAAGAGGACGCUUGAACUAACCGAUGUCUGGAACGUGGCUUUGGCCGACAAAGCUGAGACAGUCCUGGCUCAUUUCCGUCAGAUCAAGAAGACCCAUCAACUCGCUGUUCGACUCCUCCUACAUUUCAAGACCGAACUUCUCAUACAAGGCGCAUGGGCUAUGCUGGGAAGUAUUUUCAUGUUUGUCCCCACACUACUGUUGAAAGCCAUCCUCGAAUAUCUGGAGGAUUCGGACAAGACUCCAAUCAGUGCAGCAUGGUUAUAUGUUGUGCUUCUUUUCGCUACCGGCGCAAUACAGGCGGUCAGUGAUGGCCAAGGAUUGUGGAUCGGAAGGAAGAUAUGUAUUCAACUACGCGCGAUCAUCGUGGGCGAAAUCUACUCAAAAACCUUGCGAAGAAAGGCCGCGGCGAGCACCGAUGACGACGCAAAGGAGCCGCCGAAGGACAAGCAACCGCUCUUGGCCAAGGUCAGGUCAUUCUGGACUCUGCGAGGGAAAAAGGCCCGGGACGGGCUCCAGCUUGACUCCAGUCUUAAGAAGGCUGCUAGCACACAGGCCAAUAACGGGACUAUCAUCAACCUCAUGUCUAUCGACUCCUUCAAGGUGGCUGAGAUUUGCUCAUAUCUCCACUUUCUCUGGGCAGCUACUCCAGUGCAGCUUGCCAUGGCUGUCGGGUUACUGUACAGAGUUCUGGGCUUUAGCUCUUUCGUGGGCAUUGUGCUCAUGGUUCUCUUACUACCACUCAACUUCUACAUUGCAAAUUCCUUUCAAGCCGCACAGAAAAGGAUUAUGACCGCUACUGACGCCAGGAUCCAUGUGACCAACGAAGUGCUUCAGAACAUCCGAAUCAUCAAAUACUUUGCUUGGGAACAGCGCUUCCAGAACAACGUCAACGAGAAAAGGAGAAUAGAAUUGUCUGCGCUGUGGCGAAAAUACGUCUUGUGGGCGAGUGCCGCGACUAUCUGGAGCGGUGUCCCGAUCAUAAUCACCUUCGCUUCUUUCCUCAUUUACACAAAGGUUGAAAGGCGCCCGCUUGUGCCAUCGGUUGCGUUUCCAGCUUUGUCCAUGUUUUCUCUCCUGCGCAUACCACUGGAUCAAUUGGCAGAUAUGGUGGCGCAUAUCCAGGAGUCCAAAGUAUCGGUGGAUCGGGUUGAGAAGUUCCUCGAAGAAGAGGAAACAGAGAAAUACAGUCAAUUGCGCCAAAGCAAAAGACGGAGUCUCCCGACCACUCGUAUCGCCCUUGAGAAUGCCACCUUGACGUGGAGCACAAGUUCCUCGGACGCAACAGAAGCAUUCCGCCUGAUCAAUGCGAGCGUGGACUUCCCAAUCGGCCAAUUGAGUGUAAUAGCUGGCCCAACCGGGUCCGGCAAAACGUCUUUGCUUAUGGCUCUACUCGGUGAAAUGCAACUGCUCAGCGGAAGUGUCUACAUCCCAGGAGGCUCGGUGCGGCAAGAUCUGCGACCUGCCACCAUCACGGGUCUAACAGAGAGUGUAGCAUAUUGCGCCCAACAAGCCUGGCUUGUUAACGCCACUAUCAAGGACAACAUCCUCUUUGCCAGCCACUAUGAUGAGGAUCGUUAUCACGAGGUCAUCUCGGUGUGUGCACUUGAGCGGGAUCUGGAAAUCCUGGAUGCAGGUGACGCAACCCUGGUCGGGGAGAAAGGUAUAACCAUGUCUGGAGGCCAGAAGCAAAGAAUAUCACUGGCAAGGGCUAUCUACUCGAAUUCAAAGCAUCUGCUUCUCGAUGACUGCUUGAGCGCUGUGGAUGCGCACACUGCGAAACACAUAUUCGAGGAGGCCCUUACUGGCGACUUGAUGGCGCAUCGUACCUGCAUCCUGGUCUCACACAAUGUUGCAUUGACCGUGCCGUUCGCGGCUCAAGUGGUGGUCUUGGAAAACGGUAAAAUCACGUCCCAAGGAACGCCAGAACAGGUUGCUCAAAGCGGUGCGCUUGGUGAUGAACUUCUCAAGUCUCGGCCUGUCUCAAGAGGGACCUCUCGUGCACCUUCGAGAGUGCCAUCCAAUUUAGAAGAAGAGACUUCAAAGCUGUCAGGAGGUAAUGGACCAGUGACUUCAGAGUCUGGCGGAAAGACUGCCAGAAUAAAAGCGAUGCUCAAUAAACCAGAAAGGUCAUUUGUUGACACCCGGAUCGAGGCCAAGGCCACAGGAAGUGUCAAGCUCUCAACAAUCAAAAUGUAUCUUCAGGCUAUGGGCCCUUGGUGGUACUGGAUUUUUGCCGCCUUUGGUUUCAUCGCCACACAAGUUGGCUCGGUAGCAACGAAUGUUUGGAUCCGACAAUGGGCGAAUGCUUACCAUCUGCGACGUACAGAUAGGGCUCAUGCGGCAGUCCAUGGAUUUCAUCAUGUUCAUUCCAUGACAUCAACUUCCAACCUUGGAGGAUCCUCCCUUCAAACACCACAGACUGCACCUGGAUUCUGGGUUUUGGAGAAGGUGUAUGAUGUCGAUGCAUGGUAUUACCUUGGAAUCUAUGCGCUUAUCGGCCUGGCGUACGUCGCGAUUUGUUUCGGAAGAGAGAUCAUCCUCUUCUUGGGCUCGCAACGUGCAUCAUGGCAUCUCCACGAGAAGUUGUUGACAAGCAUCUUGCGCGCAAAGUUUCGCUUCUUUGACUCUACGCCGCUCGGCCAGUUGACGAACCGAUUUUCGAAAGACAUCCAAGCAUUGGAUCAAGAAGUGGCUCCCGUUGCGAUAGGUUUGCUUCACAGUGCUGCAUCGGUCUUGACCAUUGUUAUCCUCAUCUCCGUCAUCACGCCAGCUUUCCUGAUCCCGGGCUUCUUCAUCACGAUCAUGUAUGUCCUCACUGGCCUUUUGUACAUUCGAUCGUCACGCGAUCUGAAGCGAAUCGAGGCCGUGCAGCGGAGCCCACUGUUCCAGCACUUUGGCGAGACGCUAUCGGGCGUGGUGACCAUUCGAGCUUAUGGCGAUGAGUCCAGAUUCAUACAGGAGAGUCACCUGCGAGUAAACACCCAUAAUCGGCCAUUCAUCUAUCUGUGGGCCACUAACAGAUGGCUCGCCUUUCGGAUCGACAUCGCUGGAGCCUUCGUUUCAUUCUUCUCGGGGAUGUUUGUAGUCCUCAAGGCGGGUAGUAUCGACCCUGGAGCAGCAGGUUUGGCUCUGUCAUACGCCAUCACGUUUACCCAAAACGUUCUAUGGCUUGUCCGAUUGUAUGCCUCGAACGAGCAGAACAUGAACGCGGUUGAGCGUCUUCAAGAGUACAUUAAUGUUGAGCAGGAAGCAUCGGCAAGCAUCCCCGAGACACAGCCUGCUUCCAAUUGGCCUUCGCAUGGAGCUGUCGAGUUCAUUGGAUACAGCACACGGUAUCGAACCGACCUCGACCCAGUAUUGAAGAGAGUGACAUUCCGCAUCGACCCUGGACAGAAAGUCGGGAUCGUCGGGAGAACCGGGGCUGGCAAAAGCUCGCUUGCGUUAGCCUUGUUCCGUGGUCUUGAAGCAGAAGAGGGCAAGAUUCUGAUCGACGAUGUUGACAUUGGACUCAUUGGCUUGCAAGAUCUGCGCGAGGCUAUCACAAUUGUUCCACAAGAUCCCACCCUAUUCACUGGUACUCUCAGGUCCAAUCUGGAUCCCUUUGAGCUAUUCACCGAUGAGGAAAUCUUUACGGCACUUCGACGGGUUCAGCUAAUAUCCGGCCCCAAAGGCACGUCUGAUCGCUCAGGUGAUACGUCUCCCUCGGAACCAUCAAGCCAUUCUCCAACUCUUCGCGUUAAUGGCACCAAUACCGAUCAUCAGUUGUCCGCGAAUGGAACAAUCAACUCCGAAUCAACCCUGGUGCAGGUGCCCAGUAAUGCCAGAGACAACAAGAACGUAUUCCACGAUCUAAUGUCGCCAAUAGCAGAAUCAGGCUCUAAUCUAUCUCAAGGACAACGGCAGUUGCUUUGCCUUGCACGGGCGCUACUCAAAGCACCAAAGAUCCUUGUCAUGGACGAGGCUACUGCCUCGAUCGACUAUGCCACGGAUUCCAAGAUCCAGGACACCCUUCGAGAACUCAAGAACAACACGAUUCUCACAAUUGCACACAGAUUGCAGACGAUCGUUGACUACGACCGAGUACUGGUUCUGGACAAGGGCGAGGUGAAAGAGUAUGCUCAUCCUUGGGAGUUGAUCCAACAGGAAGAUGGCCUUUUCAGGUCUAUGUGUCAGACCAGUGGUGAGUUUGACUCAUUGUACGAAUUGGCGAGAAAAGCAUGGGAGGACGGCAGACUCGUCGAUGAUUCCUGAAAGACUUGAAAGGUAUUCUUAAUGGGCGGUAUUCAUCCCAAGUUGUUUUGCAGGUGUUUUAGCGGGGCGGUAGCGUAUCAGGGAGGCCGAAUCAUACUUUUCAGUGUACAUAUAUAAUGCGCUGAGUGUGUAUAUAUGAUUUGACAAUGACGUUGUCGUCAGGACGAGCAGCUGUGCACUUCAAUGUCAGCUCCUAUACGUGUCCGAAGACAGCUCAGACUCCUAACACUCCUCAGCCUCGUCCGGGGGAACAGGGGGCAAGGCUGAGCCGAGACGCCUUCUUCGACCUUGUGCUGUUGCUAGUUGCUGCAGAUAUGUCACAUCUUUUUUGAUCCAGCAAUCUCUUGUCGUUCUCGGAAACGACAGAUCGAGGAUGACGCUUUUCAUGGUCAUGAACGAUGAUUCUGUCCGAAGCCGGACCGUGCUAAGGAU